GCCGCACAGCCAGCGCUACUGUACUUGGUGCCAGCAUGUGUGCUGAUACCGUUGGGUGUAGCGAAACUGAGAGGUGAAGCGGGUGAGAUGUGGAAUUAUUGUGAGGAGCAUCUCAUCGAGAAGGAUGAGGAUAAACAAAAAGAGAGUGAAAAAGAAAAGAAAACGAAAUAA
This is a messenger RNA of Anisakis simplex (herring worm), 171 nucleotides long. NCBI's taxonomy places the organism in Eukaryota, Metazoa, Nematoda, Chromadorea, Rhabditida, Anisakidae. The record is from the annotation of a GenBank genome assembly.